Molecule: messenger RNA, 3474 nt
Organism: Pecten maximus
Lineage: Eukaryota; Metazoa; Mollusca; Bivalvia; Pectinida; Pectinidae
Exons: 10
Coding region: 653-2536 (627 amino acids)
Molecular function (GO): protein binding
Source: RefSeq, a predicted model, not a curated record
AUCAGGCUGAGUAGUACAAAACCCGGGACAUCCAUUCUCUAGCCUGGUAAUCUCGUGGUCUCGUGAUGGAACAAGCGUCGACACAGUAUUCAUUACCUCUUUUGUUUUGACUUGGACCCAUCAUCCAAUCAACUCGAAGAAUCCGAUGGUUGUGACAUUUCAACGAGUACUUUUCAACGUUUGAAACACUACGAUAGUUUGAAACUUUGAUCGAUCACAACUUCACAUAUUCUGUCGAAAUAUCUGUGAUGAUAAAUUGUUUGACAGUGUAUGUACAGUUGGGCAGUCUCCGUGACACUUGAUUUCAGGAGCUGCCAGAAGAAAAGACUAUUCCGUGUAAUUUUCUAGGAAUGGGCCAUUUGCGGAGUGAACAUAUUUAAUUAAUAUUCCCAGUAGUAAAGUAAUAAUAAAGCAGGAUCGAUUUUCGGAAUUUAAAGAUUAUGCUAUAAUUCAACAUUCAACAGGAAAAUGAGACAAAAAAAUCUGUAAGGAUGAUAUAAAAUUUAAAGAGAAUAUGGCUUCAGAGGCGUCAACAUAUUCAAUCACUGUAUCGCCUAAGAUGGCACUCUGGCAUUGGAAAAUGGUCGAACAAUGAGGUGAAGAUUUGAGUUGAGUGGGGACGGUAGAAGGAGAAGCAUGCACCACUGUCACUAUGCUCAAUUCUAUACUGUUCGUACUUGUGAUUUUAGCGACCAGCUUUUCUGUUAUCCAAACUGUGGGGCUCAAUUGUGAUGAUAAUGAGAUCUGCCAAGGAGAAGGGCCCCUCCUUGAGAGACCGUGUUGUGGAGGGCUUGGAGGGGCCCAAUGUGGUGCAGGACAAACAGCAUGUAACGAAAAACUUGGAUACGAAUGUUCAAAUAUGGACGAUGGGACAGGACAGUGCACAGGUCAUUUUGGUUUGACAGUUACCAAUAUCAGUAUUACAAGCAUAUCUAUAUCCUGGGACGACUUCCAACCACCAGACUACAGGUUUGAAUAUACCGUGUUUUAUUCUACAAUGUUUUCCAACGACACGUCUGUCUGGAAACGUGAAGAGCACGGGGACAUGUCGAUAGCCACAAUGUACGGACUCCAACCAAACACUUUGUACUUUAUGAGGGUGGCUACCUGGCAACAGCCGGAUGUCAUCGCUAACCUGACAGAGGUGGUCGUUAUCAGCACGACAGUUCUCCCGUUCUGUUACUACAACAAUAACAAGUAUAGAGUAGGACAGGAGUUCCAAAUUGACUGUGAGGACGUGUGUGUCUGUAUGACAGACGGAGAGUUGGAGUGUCGUCCUGUGUGUAACGAUACGUCACUCCUCCUCCCUACUGCUCCUAACCUCGUCUGUCGCGAGGAGAUGAAUGGUUGCUGUCCUACAACUGUAUGUAACGAGAAAACGCUUCUAACAGAAAAACCAGUGGAAACCCUUCCUAAGGAAAGCACAUGUUCACAGUACAGAGAUCACAGUAUUCAGACAUGGCAUAGAGAUUGUGGCAGCUACUGCAAUUGUACCGGAAAUGGUAUGACGUGUUACCCACUUUGUGCGACCAGUCCGAGGCCGGAAGUGUCGGGAGCGGAUUGUCGCCUUGUCAAUCAGCCCUACCUCUGUUGUCAUCAAUGGAUCUGUCAGCCAUAUGAGGUACAUACAGUGACGUUGAAUGUGACUAUUCAGAUAGAAGGUAAAUGUGAUGAAGCAGACUACGCCCUCUUAUCCCUACUAUCCGGGGCUGGCGCCUCCUUGAUGUACUUUUACAGUUUAAAGGAGUGUUCAGUCCCCAGGGCAGACGGUGUUUCGUGUACUGUAGACAGAACUUUUAUACAGUGUCCAGGGCCGGAUAGUAUACACAUCAUGUUCUCUGUUUCAUCACAUGUUAGAGUCACCAGUCGUAACAUUUCACUAAAUAACUUUGUGACCUUGAUGUACAACAGCAGCGAGUCUAUGACGUCAGCUGCAGUGUAUGAAGGAAACAAGACGCUUCCGGUCGUAGAUGUCCUUAUUUCACAACCUAUUUAUACUUGUUGUAAAGGGUUCUCCUGGAACGGGGUCAAGUGUGUAAACCUAAGCGAAUCUGCCGGUCGGCUGUUCCAGAUUUAUCAGGUUCUGGAGAGAUCUGCUGUUCUUAACUGGUCCUUGUCGCUAUGUGACGAGGACGUCACCAGCAUUGUCGUCUGCUGGAAGCAGUUGAACGAGGAUACCAAAGUUUUACAUAUUCCAGUCAACAAGACAAAAACGAAAGUUCAUAUAACGGACCUUGAUCCCUCCACGAUGUACACAGCUUGGCUAGACGUUCUCGUGCAAAACGUGACCUGGAUCCACUUCCAGGAAAUUCAUUUCCUAACCACGGCAGAGUCCGUGAUUGACACUCGAACGUACCAAAACUACCUGGUGGGAGUGAUUGUCGCCAUGGUUACCGUCACAAUGGCCGUAUUAGUGGGCGGGACAAUUCUCCUCAUUCGGAAACGAUGGCAGACACAAAAGGAUCACAUACCUCAACAAAACGCUUUUGAGAACAAGAUUUUUGAGAUACGGGUCAGAGAAGAUGGAGCAUAUUGACCAGGUCGCUAUCAGUCUGGACGUUUCGAAACUUCAUUGUUGAUAAACUGCGAUUGCGUGCUGAAGACCCGGAUGUUCGAAUACUAAAGUUACAUGCAGUUGUGUAUGGAGCUAUCAAACUUACAAAUGGCACAUCUAAGAAUUCAACAACACGUCCUUCCAAAAAAAAUGACCCUUUUCAGUCAAUGAGUGCAAAGGCUUUGAAUAACCAGGACAUUUUCAGUGCAAACCUGCUCGUGUGUAGAACAAAUUUAACCUCUUCACAUUGAUUUUCGAGAGCGCGUUGUGUGUGAUAAAAAGUUUAAACGGAAUAGUGUGCCAAUAAAGUGUCUGUAUAUAUGUCUCUGAUGUUUUGAAUGACAUUAAAUAGGAAAUAAAAUUUCUUGAAAAAAAUUAAACAAAUAUCAUUUCUAUGAAGUAGUAACUACACAGGAAAAUCGCAGGCCGAGGUUUGGAGUCAACUGCGUAAGUCAGUUUUAGAGGAAUACAGAGUUAUUUGUGUGAACUGCAGUUAUCUGACAUAAACCCAAGACUGUCGUAUAAAUGUCACUUUUUACUGCAUCCAAUUGGAGUUUAUUAUUUUGUUAUAUAUAUAAGCUAUUUUAUAACAAAUUCACCUAUAGGAGAAUUCCUACAGCUACCGUUUGCAGAAGAGUUAUUGAAAUAGUAAGUGUUUGACUGUAACUGGUUGAAUCCGGUACUGGUGUGACUAUAUUUUAUACCGAUGAUUUAAAAAGGUGCAUUUUCGUUAAAGCAAUGUUUUUGGUGGAUAUACGUUUUGAACGUUAUCAGUAAAUUUGUUCUGCUGUGGCUCGUUAUUACAUGUACCAUUUGUUGCUAAAUAUAGCGGUCAUUUAGCUAAGUAUACGUAUUGACCACAGGGGCAUGUCUAGUCUUAUAUAAAACAAGAAAUAUCUUUAAAAAAAGAUAAACGGCAU